This is a messenger RNA of Canis lupus familiaris (dog), 2131 nucleotides long. Its product is annotated as ral guanine nucleotide dissociation stimulator-like. Bases 59 to 1216 code for a protein of 385 amino acids. The transcript has 7 exons. The record is from RefSeq and is a predicted model, not a curated record. NCBI's taxonomy places the organism in Eukaryota, Metazoa, Chordata, Mammalia, Carnivora, Canidae.
CCUGAGCACAGAUAGUGCCCGAGCUGAUAAACAGACCAGAUCCUCCCUCUCGGAGCUCAUGCUCCAGGGGGGAAGAUGGACAAAAUACGGAAAAAUAUCAGGAAUGGAAAGAGCAAAUUGCUCCCUAGAAAGAGAGCCUGGUGCUUCCCUGGGUCCUGAGCUCCGGAGUUUUGAGCAACACCAGGAACCCCAGGGAUGCGGCUGCUUCGAAUGCUGGAGACGCUGGUGCCACCGUCAAACCCAACGCCUCAGGGAGCUUUUCAGGAGGCGCUGUAGGUCUUUACAGAGCUCCACAUGGGACAAGGGGUGGCGGCGGAGGCGGGAGGAAGAGGACAUCCCCCACACACCGGUGGUGAUCAGGAAGGAGCCCAGCACAGCUAACGGAGACCUGCAAGGGUUCAAGGCUGAAAGGGCCUCAGCCCUGAGGAAGAAUCGGAUCUGCCCAACCACCCCCAGCCGGAGGGAGCUGCUGGAGCAGCAGGUAGAAGAACUGGUGCCCGCCUUGCUGCGCUUUGAUAACCUGUCCAUAUUUGAAUUCCUUAACUAUUUGGUGGAAUAUGGCACCCCUGAAGAGGUGCUGGACCUGCUGUUUGCAAAAUAUCGAUACAUCGUAGCUUCCUGCAAGAACGAAGGAAUCCUGGACCAGUGGGAAAUCACCAUGUCCUCCUUCCUGACCAUCUGGCUGGACUACUAUGAGGAGGACUUCCACGAUCCCCCAGAAUUUCCUGCCCUGACAAAGCUGCUGAACUUCACGGGGCAGUACUUGCCAGGCUCAGUGCUCGACUGUCGUGCCGUGUGUUACCUUUGGCGUUUCAGAAAUCUCCAUCAAGCGGAGUUUGUGGGUGGAGAUGAUACUCUGUCUUUGGACCCUGAGCAACACCCUGAACCACCCCAGGAGCACGCCCGAGCUCCGACGGUGGGGCCUGCUGCACCUUUAGGGUCUGAGGGGAUGGAGCUGGUCCCAGCUGCUGGAGCUGAGAGCUUGGCCCAAGCCAUGAUGCCAGCUGCUGUGUUCAAGCCAAGAUACGUGGUCGGACCUCUGAAUCACUGUCCUGACCUGGAAGAGCUACCUGCAACCCUAGGAGCCCUGGAGGCCAAAUGGGCCCCACCACCGGCUAUCGAGCUCAUCGAUGUGCCGGAGCAGCCGCCUCACUCAGUGGAGCAACCGGCUUCAGACCCCGAGCAACACCCUGAACCACCCCAAGAGCCCGCCUGAGCCCUGACUGUGGGGGCUGCUGCACCUUCAGGGUCUGAGGUGAUGGAGCUGGUCCCAGCUGCUGGAGCUGAGGGCUUGGCCCAAACCGUGAUGCCAGCUGCUGUGUUCAGGCCAAGGUAUGUGGUGGUCAGACCUCUGAAUCCCUGUCCCGACCUGGAAGAGCCACCUGCACCCUUGGGAGCCCUGGAAGCCGAACGGGCCCCACCACCAGCUAUCGAGGUCAUUGAUGUGCUGGAGCAGCCACCUCACUCAGGGGAGCAACCGGCUUCGGACCCCGAGCAACACCCUGAACCAUCGUGGCAAGAGCCCCGCCCCGAGGCUGACUGUGGGGCCUGCUGAAGCUCCUGGGCCUGAGGUGAUCGAGCCGGUCCCAGCUGCUGGUGCUGAAAGCUAAGCCUGGGCUGAGAUGCCAGCUGCUGAGGUCAAGCCAAAGUACCUGGGGGUCAUACCUUUGAUUCACUGUCCCGACCUGGAGGAGCCACCUGCUUCUUGGCCACCCCAGAAGGAGGAGCAUGUCCCGGUGCCGGCUCUCGAGUUCAUCGAAGGGCCGGACUGCCACCUGCCUCAGUGGAGCCACCAGCCUUGGCCCCCGAGCAGCAGCUUGUGAUGGCUGCAGCACAAUUGAAGCCUUCCCCUCCCCUUUCAUUGUGCUGUUUCUGUAUUUUGUGUUUUUUGUAAACCUCUAUAAUUGCUUCAUAAAUUUUAUUUGUAAUAAAGGAUAAGUUAACUUUGUAAAAAUUGACUCUGUUGCUUUUAAAUUAUACAUCGUGGUACUUUAGGUCCAUUCAUACUUCGAAACUCAUUCUAUGAGGCUAGCAUCACCUUAAUUCCAAAACCAAAGACCCCACCAAAAAGGAGAAUUAUAGACCUAUAUCCCCGAUGAACAUGGAUGCAAACAUUCUCAACAAGAUAUGA